Messenger RNA from Nicotiana tabacum (common tobacco), 813 nucleotides. Lineage: Eukaryota; Viridiplantae; Streptophyta; Magnoliopsida; Solanales; Solanaceae. The record is from RefSeq and is a predicted model, not a curated record.
UAUUAGCAGCCAGCUUAAUUAAUAAUUAGUCCGGUAGGUACUCCAUUAAUACAAUCUUCAAUAUUUGCCCCCAAAAUAUUCAUAUGAUUAUACUAUAAAUAGAGGCGAAAAUUUUCAUUAGUUUCCUCAAGCAAGAAAAGAAAUUAUGGGAUCAAAGACAUUUAUGUUUCUAGCCAUUUCUUUGGCUAUUUUUGUAAUAACAUCAGAGGUUGCAGCUAGGGAGUUGGCUGACAGCUCUAACGCAAAGGAAAAUGACGCAAAACUUGUAGGAGGCGGACUUCCAGGAUUUGGAGGAGGCGGAGUUCCAGGAUUAGGAGGAGGACGACUUCCAAGAAUUGGAGGAGGCGGACUUCCAGGGUUUGGAGGAGGCGGAGUUCCAGGAUUAGGAGGGGGAGGACUCCCAGGAUUUGGAGGAGGCGGACUUCCAGGGUUUGGAGGAGGAUUUCCAGGGUUUGGGCGAGGUAGGUUUGGUGGAUAUCGUGGAGGCGGAUAUGGUGGAUAUCCUGGCGGUGGCUAUGGUGGAUACCCUGGUGGUGGCGGCGGUGGAUACUACGGAGGUUAUCCAGGAGGAGGAUAUGGUGGAUUUCCUGGUGGUGGUUAUAUAUGGAGGACACCCUAGAGGUGGUGAGUUUGGAGGUUGACCUCGCAACUAAAUAUUUUACUAAAUUAGGAAUAUAUAUGAAGAAUGUUCAUGGUGACUAUUUAUAUAUUGUGUGUUUAGUAAUGUAUUUUUUUUUGUUGAAAGGAUGAAUAAGAGUGGAUUUCCUUUUUCUCUUACAUGUAAUUGGAAGUCAUAUAUUUCCUUUGUAUUUA